AUGAAUAAAAUUUUGGAGCACCAGCAGUACUUGGAAACCCCUAGUGACACUUCCUCAGAGACAAGGCUUAGUGGAGAUCAUGGCACCACGAUCAGUUCCACUACCUCAGAAUCAGAUGCAGUGACUCAAACAGAGAUGGAAACUGCUACUCAGACUGAGGUGAGCAGUUCCAUUUCCACCGUUGACACUGCCAGGCUGAUCAGGGCUUUUGGGCAUGAAAGAGUGCGGGUGUCACCAAGACUGUCCCAGCUUUAUUGUACCAUCAACCAUCAGAAAAGUCGCUCUGAAAAGUGGAACAAGGGAAGUGGCAAAGCAGUGGGUGUAGAAUAUCCAAAGGUUACUUCUGAGAGACACAAGAAAAGGAAAGAGAUCCAGAAGGCAAUCUCCCUUUCAUUGGAUUCAACUUCUGCAAGCAGCAGUUCUUGGGGGCCAAGCUCUGCUCUUAGUAACAAGCGACGGACACGGAUGCUAAACAAAGGUAUCCAAGCAGGAGACUUGGAGAUUGUGAACAGUGCAACUAAGAAAAACACUCGAGAUGUUGGCGUGACUUUUCCUACCCCAAGAUCUAGCCAGCCAAAUCAAGAGCCACAGGAACCCUGGCAUUGUGUUAAGGGUAUUUUUGGAGAGUCAGAUGGUAUGGUCACAGAUCAUCAGGCAGCAGGAAGCAAGGGUAAGCAGAAGGGACAGCCAGGCAAUUUUUUCGUGGAGAAAAGGACGAAAAGGAACAGGCUGCAUUUGCCACAAGGAAUUUCAUGGUUUGUCCAAGCAGAAGACUUGAAACCUGAAUCUAGGAAAGAAAACCAUUCCAAUUCCUUUUCUGGUCCUGGUCCCUCUUGGUUUGAACCAUUGACCAGCACAAGGCCUUGGAGAGAGCCUCUCCGAGAGAAGAACUGGCCAGAGCAGCAGCGCAUCAACAUGAUUCAGCCAGCAGUUCCAGAAAGAGAUGCUGAGAACAGGUCCUCACGACCUCUUGUGAAGCUUACGCUACAGGAGGCCCUUGCAGCGCAUCGCCCUGAUUUCAUUUCCCGCUCUAGAGAGCGUGUGAAGCAUCUCAAGCUUGUAAUGGAGGAAAGGAGGAUACAGAACGUACUGCAGUCUGAACGAGAAGAGCUAUUUAAUCCUCCGGAGAAGAGAAAGGGCUACAGGAAUGCAAGUCACAUGCUGUCUGACAGAGGUUUUCUGAUUAGAGAAAAGAGAAGAACAAUUCCAAAGAGGGAAAUGAUUCAGAGAUCUAAACGGAUCUAUGAGCAGCUGCCAGAGGUGCAGAAGAAGCGAGACGAAGAGAAGAGAAAAAUUGAAUACAACUCAUACCGCCUGAAAGCACAGCUUUACAAAACGGUCUUCACUUUCCCAGGGUCACCAUCUCAUGGAGAGCGUGUCACACCACACUGGCUCCUCAGGGGCCGUACCAGACGAGCUGUCAGCCUGGAUGAAAAGGUGCUGGCGCCUGCCCGGGCAAAGCUGGCUGUGAUGGCUGAGGGCAGAGAGCUCGUCCUGGUGCUGGAGAGGAACCAGCUGCUGGCGCCGGGCUACACCGAGACACACUACGCUGCGGACGGGCAGCCCGUGACGGUGGCCCCCAACCACACGGACCACUGCUACUACCACGGACACGUCCGGGGCUAUGGUGGCUCCUGGGUCGUCCUCAGCACCUGCUCAGGAAUACGGGGCCUCAUAGUGCUAAGCAGCAACGCCAGCUACUACCUGAAACCCCUGGGGACCCCCGAGCCGGGCCACCACAUCAUCCACCGAGCAGAGCACUUGCCCAUUAGAGGUGGGACCUGCGGCCACAGUGACGAUUUCGGGAGCACCAUUGCUGACAUCGCUCUGCUCUUCCAGCCAGUGCACCACCGGCCCAAGAGAGAUGCCUGGAGGACCAUGAAGUACAUGGAGCUCUUCAUUGUUGCCGAUCACACACUGUACAGGAACCAGAACCUCAACCUGGGCCUCACCAAGCAGCGCAUUGUGGAGAUCGCAAACUACGUGGACAAGUUUUACAGGUCUCUGAAUAUCAAGGUGGCCCUGAUCGGCCUGGAGGUGUGGACGGAGAGAGACCAGUGCGCUGUCACCAGCGAUGCCAACGCCACGCUCUGGUCCUUCCUGCAGUGGAAGAAGGCGCUGAGGUCACGCAAAAAGCAUGACAACGCCCAGCUGCUGACAGGGAAGACAUUCAGGGGGACAACCAUCGGCAUGGCCCCACUGGAGGGGAUGUGCAGCAUGGAUAACUCCGGAGGUGUCAGUGUGGACCACUCGGAGCAGCCCAUUGGAGCAGCUGCUACUAUGGCCCAUGAAAUUGGUCACAAUUUUGGCAUGAGCCACGACAGCACGGGCUGCUGCGUGGAGGCCACCCCGGAGCAAGGUGGCUGUGUCAUGGCGGCGGCCACCGGACACCCCUUCCCUCGCGUGUUCAGCUCCUGCAGCAAGAGGCAGCUGGAGAACUACUUCCAGAAGGGAGGUGGCAUGUGUCUCUUCAACCUGCCCGACACCAAGGACCUGGUGGUGGGACGGAAAUGUGGCAACGGCUUUCUGGAGGAAGGAGAAGACUGUGACUGCGGGGAGGUGGAGGAGUGCACCAACCCAUGCUGCAAUGCACACAACUGCACGCUGAAGGCAGGAGCCCAAUGUGCCCACGGUGACUGCUGCCAGAAUUGCAAGCUAAAGGUAGCUGGAACAAUCUGCAGGGAAGCAGCAGGAUCCUGCGACCUCCCCGAAUACUGCACGGGUGCCUCACCCUAUUGCCCAGCCAAUGUGUACCUGCUGGAUGGUUCGUCCUGCGCUUACGGCGAGGCUUACUGUAACAACGGCAUGUGCAUGACCCACCACCAGCAGUGCGUCCAGCUCUGGGGACCAGGCGCCUGGCCAGCCCCGGAUGCCUGUUUCCAGGAUGUGAACAUGGCCGGCAACACCUACGGCAACUGCGGCAAAGACAGCCAAGGGCGCUACGUGAAAUGCGACAAGAGGGAUGCUAUGUGUGGCAAGAUCCAGUGCCAGAGCUCAGCUAAGAAGCCACAGGGGACCAAUACUGUCUCCAUCGACACCACCAUCCGCUUCAACGGGCGGGAGGUGAAGUGCCGAGGCACCUACAUGUACACUGCAAAGGACGACGAGGAAGACCUCUCCGACCCUGGGCUGGUGAUGACGGGGACAAAAUGUGGAGAUGGAAUGGUUUGCAAAGAUCGCCGAUGCCAGAAUGCCUCCCUUUUUGAGCUGGAAAAGUGCGUUUCCCGGUGCAACGGCCAUGGGGUCUGCAACAGCAACAAGAACUGCCACUGUGAUGCCGGCUGGGCUCCCCCGUACUGCGAGAAGCCGGGCUUGGGCGGCAGCGUGGACAGUGGUCCUGUGCAGCGUGACAAUCACGAAGCCAUCUUAAUAACCCUGCUCAUCUUCCUGCUCUUCCUUCCGGCUCUGGUGAUGAGCAUCUACUUUUGGUACCGGCGGGAGAACUCACUCUUGAAUAAAUGGAUUAAGGAGAUGAGGAGGAGGAGUCAGGAGACGUAUAGGAACAAAACCAUCAGUCGGAAGUCAACUGGUGGUCAUCCCAAAGCUGCUUUUACCUUGCGGAAUGUUUCCACCACCAGCCACGCUAAUAAAGCAACGCGGGCUGCAUUCCCCCACAAACCCAGUGCUCACCACCCUGGAUCCCAGCCCGUCAACAUUGUUCACCCUCUUCGCCCGGCUCCUCAGUCCGUCCCUCCACGCCCGAAAGACCCCAAGCCUGCCAGGCCACCUCCACCAGUCAGCAAAUCACCCAUGGUUCCCACCAAAACAAUUGCCUCCCAGGCUAAGCUGCCACCUCCAAAGAAACCUCUUCCCUGCAGCCCCGUGAGGACUCCACUGGUCAUCGCAAAGCACCAGCCCCCGCGUCGGCCGCUGCCUGGAAGUCCUCUUCUGGCCAAAGAACUGCCUCCUGCACAUGGGCAGACCCUGCUGGUCAUGGUCCCUCCUACCAACUUCAAGGCGUCAGGUACAAGCGCCAUGAGCCCCUCCAUGAGGCCAUUAAAACCGAUGCCACCUCAAAGGCCAGUCCCAGCCAUCAAAGUCCAAUCAACUUCCUUCUCCUUGAAGAAGUGACAAACCAAGGACACCUUAAGCCCAUCCUUCCUGAGCUGGCUCUCCUGAUUUGCACUGCUGCUGGCAACAGGGGUCUUUUAUUCCUCU
This is a messenger RNA of Charadrius vociferus (killdeer), 4158 nucleotides long. RefSeq names its product ADAM metallopeptidase domain 33 (gene ADAM33). Gene Ontology annotation, biological process: proteolysis. The record is from RefSeq and is a predicted model, not a curated record. The transcript is spliced from 30 exons. NCBI's taxonomy places the organism in Eukaryota, Metazoa, Chordata, Aves, Charadriiformes, Charadriidae. The coding region runs from base 1 to 4071 and encodes 1356 amino acids. Gene Ontology annotation, molecular function: metalloendopeptidase activity.